AUGGCUUCUUUAGCAGCAGCUCAAGUGCAAGAGGUGCGUUCCAUAACGCGAAUUGAAAGAAUUGGCGCGCAUUCGCAUAUCAGAGGACUCGGUCUCGAUGAUUCAUUGGAGCCGAGAGCCGUUUCCCAGGGCAUGGUGGGACAGAAGAUGGCCAGAAAAGCCGCCGGAGUCAUCCUGCAAAUGAUUCGAGAAGGAAAAAUUGCUGGGCGGGCUGUGCUUCUGGCGGGUCAGCCUGGAACCGGUAAAACAGCAAUUGCUAUGGGUCUAGCGCAGGCUUUAGGCCCCGAUACACCAUUUACCAGUAUGGCAGGAUCAGAGAUCUACUCCUUAGAAAUGAGCAAGACGGAGGCGCUUACACAGGCCAUAAGAAAAUCGAUUGGCAUCAGGAUCAAGGAGGAAUCGGAGAUAAUAGAGGGGGAGGUAGUGGAAGUGGUGAUAGAGAGGGCUGCAGGCACUGGAGGAGCCCGAGUCGGUCGUCUGACCUUGAAAACCACAGAUAUGGAGACCAAUUAUGAUAUGGGAACCAAAAUGAUUGACUCGCUACUAAAAGAGAAGGUCCAAGCCGGUGACGUGGUGACCAUAGACAAGGCGACGGGCAAGAUAAACAAGCUAGGCAGGAGUUUCGCCCGAGCCCGAGACUACGAUGCGACCGGUCAACAGGCGCGCUUCGUCCAGUGCCCAGAGGGGGAGCUCCAGAAGCGCAAGGAGGUGGUCCAUACCGUCACCCUCCACGAGGUGGACGUGAUAAAUUCCAGGACGCAUGGCUUCCUCGCUCUGUUCUCGGGCGACACUGGGGAAAUCAAAUCCGAGAUACGGGAACAGAUCAACAGCAAAGUGGCCGAGUGGAGAGAGGAGGGCAAAGCGGAGAUGAUACCAGGUGUUCUGUUCAUAGACGAGGCCCACAUGCUGGACAUUGAGUGCUUCUCGUUCCUGAACCGCGCUCUAGAGCAAGAGACCGCCCCAAUAGUCAUAAUGGCCACCAACAGGGGAAUCACCCGGAUCAGGGGCACCAACUACAAGAGCCCCCAUGGGAUCCCCCUGGACCUGCUCGACAGGAUGAUCAUAGUGCCCACAACCCCAUACUCGCAUCAGGAGCUUAAAGAGAUCCUGAACAUCAGGUGCGAAGAGGAGGACUGCCAGAUGUCUGCGGAUGCCCUGACCGUCCUGACCCGCGUUGCAACGGAGACCUCGCUGCGUUACGCCAUCCAGCUGAUAACCACUGCUUCGCUUGUGGCCAAGCGCAGGAAAGCUACCGAAGUAAGCAUGGAGGAUGUGAAGAAAGUUUACUCCCUGUUCCUGGACGAGCACAGAUCUGAGCAAUUCCUGAAGGAGUACCAGGACGAAUUUAUGUUCGACGACGGAGCGGGAGAUGCCCCACAGCUGAUGGAAGUGUCGCAG
Messenger RNA from Iphiclides podalirius (scarce swallowtail), 1398 nucleotides. The record is from the annotation of a GenBank genome assembly. NCBI's taxonomy places the organism in Eukaryota, Metazoa, Arthropoda, Insecta, Lepidoptera, Papilionidae.